This is a messenger RNA of Ectocarpus sp. CCAP 1310/34, 1392 nucleotides long. NCBI's taxonomy places the organism in Eukaryota, Phaeophyceae, Ectocarpales, Ectocarpaceae. The record is from the annotation of a GenBank genome assembly.
AUGUUGACGAGAGGAAGCCCGGCAACCUUUUUUUGCACUCCGCUCAAACACCAGGUUGGUGCCAUAAGGGCAACGUCAACCAAGCACAUCUUGCUGAAGAACAUCGGUGAUGCUACGGUCAGCUUGGUGGCGUGGUAUUUACUGGGGUACGGAUUCGCAUUCGGGGAGGAUGCAGGGCACUUCAUUGGGACAAGCUUCUUUGUUUUCACAGGGAGCCCAUUCGCGGCAACCUCGGGGAACAGCACCGCCGUUUCUUUCCUUGAUUGCCUUUUCCAGUGGUCGUUCGCCGCGACGUGUACGACGGUCGUUUCAGGUGCUGUCGCCGACCGCAUUCCUGUCAAGGCCUACCUCGUGUACGCCUUCUUGACUUCAGCGCUGUUCUACCCUCUCCUCGCCCACGCGGUGUGGGCGGACGACGGGUGGGCCUCACCUGCUAGGGAGAAUCCAUUGUUUGGAUGCGGUGUGAUAGAUUUUGCCGGGUCAGGCAUCGUGCACAUGCUUGGUGGUGCCAUCGGCCUUUUCAUCUCGAAAAAGGUGAGGAGCCGUCCAGGUCGAUUCUUUCCGCCUAAGCAUUGGGACGGCACGCUCAAGAACCACACCGAUCAGCCCCAGCUCAACGAAGCGGGCUUCCGUUCGAAUGAUGCUACGUGGAUGACGUUGGGGACCUUCCUUCUUUGGCUCGGCUGGUAUGGUUUCAACUGCGGAUCCGUCAGCGAGAUUUCAACCACCGAAUCUCAAAAUGCCGCCGGACGUGCUGCCUUGAACACGUCGAUCGGAGCAGGCGAGCACUGGGUCCUCCUACAGUUUUACACUUGCGAAGCCCCCAACGACUCACUUAAAAAAUCGUGGUCGAUCACAUUUGAAUACGCCCGUGGGGGCGCCUCAAUUCAGAUUGAGCACCGAACACCCUCAUACCGUGCUCAACGGUGGAGGUGUAGAGCUUGGGGGUGUGCGUUUUCCAUGCUCUUCGAGCUUGGCUAUCACAGGUGGUCACCGGAGUAUCGUAGAGGUGACGACAUCGAAGAUCCGCUCCACGUAGCCACGUUCGACGUCGACGGGGGUGAAGAAGCUGACCGCGCCGAGCGAGUGCGUCUCGCAGAGAAUGACCUAGGCGAGAAAACUCUGGCAAUAAUUGCCAAGCACAACGCCGAGCACGAAAAAGAAGCCUUUACGUGGCCCUGGAGCACCCACAUCAACCUGCACGGGGCCGCCUGCAAUGGAAUUCUCGCGGGACUUGUCGGCAUAACAGCAGGUGAGAACACGGACGUGCCGAAAAUGAUGACCCGCUACUCCCACCAUGUCGUAUGCUCGACGUGCGUUGCCUGCGAUCCAGCUUCGAUGGAGAAUCAUAGAUCCAGGGAAACGGAUGCGUGGUGGCGGUGGUGGUUGUGA